Molecule: messenger RNA, 5347 nt
Organism: Thecamonas trahens ATCC 50062
Lineage: Eukaryota; Apusomonadida; Apusomonadidae
Exons: 3
Coding region: 1-5331 (1776 amino acids)
Source: RefSeq, a predicted model, not a curated record
AUGGCGUUUUUUGAAGGCGAGGUUGUUGCGCUUGCGGCCCUUGGAGUGGCAUGCAUUGUGGCAGGGGCCAUCUGUGCCUUUCUCUUUCGUCGCCUUCAGGCCGCGUCUGCCGUCGCCGCCGUCUACGAGUGGGAGUCCCUCUCGCUUGCCUUUGCACUCCAUCGAGGCACGCUCUGGCUGAGGGAGCAAUGGGAACAAGGUCAAGCUGCACCUGGUGGUCUGGUUGAGGAUCUGCAUCAUGGUGUGGCAAAGUCAGCGGCUCACGUUCCGGUCGUCUCGGCCACCUUGGCCGACGAAGUCAUCCGCAUGCGCUUGAGGCAAGAGAACGAGAAGCAGCCGGUUGCAGGCUUUGUCGUCGGUGUGGUAUCUGGCCCGCACUCGUCGUCGGCAGCCGCUGCUGUGCUCCGCAGGUUUGUGGCCGGUGGCAGAAGCAAAGACGGGUCGUCGGCACGGCUCAAGUACUCGCUGGAGCAGUUUGCCGUGGACGAUGCUCGUAUUGGCCGAAGCGGCACCGAUCUGCGUUCGGAGCAGGCCUUCCCCUCUCACUUUGCCACCGCCUUUGCGCCCGGCUCGUCAGCGCUGACGCUGCUUGCUUUGGGCGCCGACGGCCAGCCGACGGUCGCUGCACUCGACAAGAUUCAAGUCGAGGUUCUCCGUUUGCAGUAUGCGGUUCCCGGUACUGACGCUUCUCAGCGAGCCCGCGAGGUUGACCAGGACCUCGAGUCGACAUAUGAGUCGCGUGGGGGUCAGAUCAAGAUCUCACUCAACUCGCUCGCCACCGGCGUCUUCACCAUGGCGGUGUGGUACGACCGAACCUUUGUGCCUGAGGCGCAUUUGACGGUUGCAUUCUGCGCCGGCCCGGUCUCGCCGCCGCACUCGGGCAUUUCUACCAACUCUGCGCUGUACUUUGACAACGCGAGCCAUGUCUUUGCAUCAGAGAUCUUCCACCACGGGCAGGUUGUGGCGCUCGACGUCUCGCUCCGUGAUGCGGACGGGCUGCCGUACCAGCCAAACUGGCUCGGCAAUGCGCUUUCUGGCGGAGUGACGUCGAUGCCUGGCGAUGUGCUCGCACCAGUGCCGGACUGGCUUGACGCACUGCUGCUGCCGCCGACAGUCAGUCGGCAAGCAAUGGCCGACGCUGUCCGCGACCAGUCUACGCCGGCCUCGAUCCACGCCACGACAGGCUUUCCAGGUGGCUCGCUCUCAACCUCUGCGACGCACUCACCACUGCCGUCGCCAAAGCGGCCACCGGCAAGCCGGCCGUUGCCACCGCACCUUGUGCAGGCACUUCCGCCGCUCGUCACCUUUGUGGGCGAGUAUUCGUUCAUUGGCGAGGGCAAGAUGUAUCGGGUUGAACAGCACCUCGUGCCAACGACCGAGGCUCGCAAGUCUUCGCCGCCUUUCUCGUUUACGGCGUGGCGGGUUAACAUCGUCCCUGGCGUUGUCCGGUUUGGCGACACCAUUUCGCUUGGCCCGGAGCCACCGCGGUGGCCGGUGCUCGUGGGGCACGUGUCGUGCCAAGCCUUUGCUGAGCCGCGCGGCUUCCGGCUCCUGUGGUCGUCGUCACAGCGGCAUAGGCCGCUGUGGAUGUGGGAGCCGAUUCCACCGGACGCAGACCAUGUGGCGCUCGGGGUGGUCUGCACCCAUACAGCCGACAUGCCAGCGGUGUCCUCGGUGGUGACGGUCCACAAGCGCGAGCUGGUUGCGUUUGUGGCCAAGUCAGAGCGCUCGCCAAUGUGGAAGAUCCGGCCGCAGAUGUCCAAGAAGCGCCAGUCUGUCGGCCUUGUGGCGCAGACGAUAGUCAUGGCGCUCAACCACUACACCGGGACCAUUACGUGGGGCCUGGAUCCUGUGCUCACCACCACACCACCGCUGGUUAUGCACCGGUUCCUCCCGGGCCAUGUCCUCCACCCACCUCCGCAGCUCUUCCGCGGCGCGUCGCUGGCGCUGGUGUGGACCAACUCGGGCAUGCAUGCGGCGACCAAGAAGCUCUCGGUCUGGCGGCCGCUCCCGCCGUCUGGGUAUGUGCGUCUCGGGCACGCGCUCCAUAACCGGCACUCGGUGCCGAAGAAGCACCCCAUUGUGGUGGCGCGUGACCAUAGCGCCCUUGUGAGGCCGGUCUCGUACGCACUGGUGUGGUCAGAGCAGUCGACAUCACCGCCGCUGUUUGUGUGGCGGCCAGUGGCGCAGAAUCCGUCGACACACGUGGCAGUCGGCCUGGUCGCGACGACCAAGGCCUCGCCGCCGUCACUUGGCGAAGUCCGCCUUGUCUCGCGCGCCUUUGUCCGCUGCUCACCUCUGGUUCCGGACAUGGUGCUGUGGCGGUGCAAAAAGGCACCGCUCUGGCGCAUUCUCGCCAAUGAGAUCUUGCACUCGGAGGCCUUUGACAUUGUCAAGUCGCCCGCGGGCGGGUCGUCUACGACCAAGUCUGCGCCGCGGCGGAGUAUGGGUGCCGAUGCCGAUGUGCGGACCAAGAUGGUGGAUCGCAUCAAGUCGUCGUCGUCGCGCAACCGUGUCGGCACCAGCUCGCAGGCCUCAUCGCGGGCGUUCCCGGACAAGGCCAAGUCCAAGCGCGGGAAAGCGUCGGGCCAAGCAGCUCGCAAGGCCAAGUCUUCCGCCUCCCGCUCGGCUGCAACCACCAAGCUCCACGACUCGAAGGAGAGUUUGUCGGCCUCGCGCUCGAUCUCCAAGUCGCGGCUCGACACCUCGCUCUCGUCGACAACCGGAAAGACCAAGGCGUCCUAUGACUCGAGCCUCAACUCAAUUUCCGAAGUCAGCCCACAGGGCGCACGAGUGGCGGCGGCGCGGCUGAUUGCCAAGGGCAAGGAGAUCGCCGAGGAGCAGCAGUCUUCGGUCGAGGCGGUGGAUGAUGGCGCCGAGGUGAGCUUGAGCUUCUCUGAAUCCGAGUCUGAGGUCGAGGAGCAAGAGGACGAGUGCGGGUGCGAAGCCGAUUGCGUGAGCGAGCUGUUUGGCUCUGCUGCGGCGUUUGACGCUGCGGAUGGGCAGCACCUGGAGCUUGUGUUUGUUGCCGAGGAAGUCGAGCAGCAGGAGGUUGAUGAUGUGGCAUCAGACGUGGCUGACUUUGACGUAGAGUCGUCGCAUCCGCUGUCGUCACCACUGGUAGUCGUGUCGUCGUCGGCGAACAUUGACGGAAUACGUGUGCCGCUCGGUAAUUAUGCUGGCGACGGCGACACCCCUGACGUUGGCGAGCGCAGGCGCGGCGCCAACGACGAGCAGGAUGGGAUCAAGAGCGAUGGCGCGGAUGACGACAAGGCGGAUGCGUUGCUCGAUGUUGGCGUGGCGUCGGCCAUGUCGUCGUGCGAAGACACGGCGUUCUUUGCUUCGCUCGACGAUGCGACGGGUCUGCUGCCUUCAUCAUUAGGGCGAUCGGGUGUUAGCGGCUCGGGCUCUUUCAUCCUCGGCGAUCAGACUGGGAUCUCGGACGGCUUGCUCAUUGAGCUGGACGCGGACGACAUUGUCAUGUUUGUCAUGCCGGAGCUGGGCACGUUUGCGCUGCGUGCACCGGGCGAGACGGCACCUGUGCCUGUGGCGUCGUACGAGGUGGUGGCGAUGGGCGCAGCGCACGGCGACGCCGACGUGACCAUGACAGGGAGUGGGACUUGGCGGGUGUACGAGACCGAUGCCGACGACGUCGAGAUGUUUGCCACACGGCGGCGGCUCAUGCAGUCGCAACGGCGGUGGGCGGCACUGGCAGAGGCGUCUGGACAGGCGAUGCCUGGAGUAACGCCGUCUGCGCCGUUUCUGUGUGGCACACCCGUGGGCAUCCCAAUCUCGUGGUUCCUCCUUGGCUCGCAGUCGCGCGAGUACGCGAUGCGGUUUUGCGUCGGCUCGCCGCAGGAUGUAGUGACGGCGAGCAAUCUGACUAAUGUGUCGUCGUCGCACGACUCGCCCUCGAGCACGUCGCAGCUGCCGAACAAGGCGUCGAUGGUGGUGGUGACCGGGACGCUGACCGAACUCAUGACCGGGAUCUCGCAGACGCACGGAGGGGUGGCGGUCUCGGCCGACUUGAACCAGCACAAGCUGUACGUGGCGUUGCCGCAGGACAAGGAAGGCCCGAUGCGGCUGGAUGUGUUGGUCAACGGACACCAUGUGGGCGGCUCGCCGUUCCUCUUCUACCUGCACCGGCUCUCGCUGGCCAACUCGCGCAUUGACAUGCUCUGUACCGGCGAGAACAUGACGCGUAAGCGGCUGGGCGUCAAAGAGGCAUGCUUUGCGGUCUCGUCCAAGUUUGAUCUGGUGACGCUCGGGCGGCGGGCGUUUAUUAUCACCGCCGGGCAGGAGUACACGCUCCACCUCGCCCCGUUUGACAUCUACGGGCGGCGGCUGGCGGCGGUGGCGGACGACGUCAUUUCGGCGCUCAAGCUCGUUUUCGAGCCGUUCCGCAGCCCGUUUGCCUUCAAGGUCAGCACCGGCGGGUUGUUGGUGACGCGCUUCACGGUGACGCACCCAGUCUUUGCCCCACUCUCGCAUCUCGAUGCGCAGUUGAAGCUCUCGCCGAUGGUGGUGAGCCUCGGGCGCGAGGCCUGGGCCCACGACCCGAGCCUGCACUAUCUGGCGGUUUCGGAUCCGGCGGUGAUGGCACCGCCAGGCAGUGCAACUCGGAGUAUGCCGGGCCAUGUCGUGUUUGACUACCUCGAGAGCGCGACCGCCAUGCGGCGCAUCCCACUCUGCACCAAGCAGAAAACUGCCAUUGCGCACCUGUACCAUUCGUCGCAAAAGUGGGCGGCGUACAUGCGGAACCUCGCUAAGCUUGCAGCCGCGCUCAAGUCGCCGACGCUCCUCACCCUCGCCCCGCUGCCGGACUCGGACCACGAGGCAGCGCCCAAGGUAGAGCCCGAGGUCAAGCCGAUGACACCGCCUGAACCUGCGGUUGUGUUGCCAGGUUGCCUCCAGACGCAGCUCUCGGCUGCGUCCGACGGCCUCGAGCCGGACUCGGCCAUCGAGACCUCGGCAUCAGCGGCAUCGAACAGCGAUGAUGACAACAACAAGGGCGAUCCGAAGCUGUCUGCGGCCCAGCCACCCAAGCCGUCGUCGACGACGAUCCUGCCGCAGGACAAGUCGUCGUCGGGUGCACUCGGCACCUCGUCGAGCAACAUCCAAUCGCGAUCGUCGGGAGCGCUCUCGACCGUCACGUCUGCCGGUGCCGUCAACUCAGUCCAGUCGACAACAACCGACGAAGUUGGCGCGCAGAUGACCUCGGCUGGCUACUCGGAGUACACCCUCCAGCAGAACACGGGCCUCUCGUCGGGCGUCGACUCGUGGAUGACUGGACCCAUCGGCUCGUCGCAGGUCACCUCGACCUAUCAUUGAAGGUUUUCCAAUGGAA